Messenger RNA from Galleria mellonella (greater wax moth), 514 nucleotides. Its product is annotated as vitelline membrane protein Vm26Ab. The record is from RefSeq and is a predicted model, not a curated record. NCBI's taxonomy places the organism in Eukaryota, Metazoa, Arthropoda, Insecta, Lepidoptera, Pyralidae. Bases 90 to 422 code for a protein of 110 amino acids. The transcript is spliced from 2 exons.
UAGUUGGCCGAUUAAGUAUUUAAACUCACUAUUGUAACCUCUUCGAUAUCAGUCUCUUGUUUACAUCACAACAAGCAACUAUCAACAAAAUGUACAAACUGGUGAUCUUCGCUGGUCUGCUCGCGGUAGUGGCCGCUAAGCCAGGCAUCCACUCUGUUGCGUACCCUGCGGUCGCAGCUCCCGUGGUCGCCGCCGCGUACACCGCACCGGUUGCUGCUGCGUACGCAGCGCCGAUCGCCGCCGCGUACACCGCCCCCGUCGCUGCUGCGUACACCGCCCCCGUCGCCGCCGCGUAUGCCGCUCCCGUCGCCGCCGCUUACACUGCUCCUGUCGCUGCUGCGUAUGCAGCGCCCGUCGCCGCUCGUUUAGCCGCCGCCCCUGUUGUAGCAGCUGCAUACAAAGCUCCUGUUCUUCUUAAGUAAAAUUGAAAAGACUGAUCCACUAUGUUACGAAAUUUGAUUUUUACAAAGAAAUAAAAAAUAUUGCCAUUACAAAAAGUUAUUUAAUUAAUUCA